Triplophysa dalaica is the source of this 3404-nucleotide messenger RNA. It is a transcript of the gene has2, whose product is annotated as hyaluronan synthase 2. Lineage: Eukaryota; Metazoa; Chordata; Actinopteri; Cypriniformes; Nemacheilidae. The record is from RefSeq and is a predicted model, not a curated record. The transcript is spliced from 4 exons. Gene Ontology annotation, molecular function: hyaluronan synthase activity. Gene Ontology annotation, biological process: hyaluronan biosynthetic process; extracellular matrix assembly. The coding region runs from base 431 to 2089 and encodes 552 amino acids.
AUAGCGUCUGGGAGAAAUUAGACGCAGAAAAGGACAGUUCACUACUUAAACCUGUACGCUUGGAUAAACUUGAAUGAAUGACAUCUUAAGUCACCAACAUUGACUACUGUUGGAUAACUUUGUAUCUGUCUUUUAUGACCUGACAUCAUCAGAAGUAACUACCAAGAUGCUCCAACAAACCUCAUCACAUCAGACUGAUGCUAAACAUACAUAAUCAAUGUAUUGGAGGAGGCGAGAAACUUGAAUGUGCUCAGUCGUUAUAUUGGAAACGUGGAUAUUGCACAUAUUUGAAAUGCAGAUGCUCCAUUCGGGUCUGCUCUGAUUUCCCGACAAAAACUUUGAUGGAAAGGUUUUUAGAGUCUCAGUGGUGCUUACAGAGCCUCGUCGGACAACCCAGUUAACUAACGGGACUCCACAUAACUCCUCCAAGAUGAGAUGUGAUAAAGUUUUUUCCUACCUACGGAUUGUUGGGACGACACUGUUUGGUAUUUCGCUGCUUGUGGGAAUCUCUACGGCCUACAUUAUGGGGUAUAAGCUCAUAACAACUCCAGGCAAUUAUUUGUCCUUUGGUCUUUAUGGGGCAAUCUUAGUCGUACACCUCAUCAUACAGAGUCUGUUCGCUCUGCUGGAACACAGGAACAUGAGGCGUUCACUGGAAACGCCCAUCAAACUCAACAAAUCACUGGCCCUUUGCAUCGCUGCCUAUCAGGAAGACCCUAACUACCUUAAAAAAUGCCUGAUAUCCAUCAAGAGGCUCACCUACCCCGGCAUAAAAGUCAUUAUGGUCAUCGACGGAAACAAUGAAGAUGAUAACUACAUGAUGGACAUCUUCCGAGACACCAUGGGCCGGGACAAGGCAGCCACAUACGUGUGGAAGAGCAACUUCCACCAGAGAGGACCAGACGAAACGGACGAGUCGUAUGCCGAGAGCAUACACCAAGUUUCUCGCCUGGUUCUCAACAACAAGUGUGUGUGCAUCAUGCAGAAGUGGGGCGGGAAGAGGGAGGUCAUGUACACCGCCUUCAAAGCCCUGGGAAGAAGUGUCGACUAUGUGCAGGUAUGUGAUUCAGACACAAUGUUGGAUCCGGCCUGCUCAGUGGAGAUGGUGAAGGUUCUGGAGGAAGAUCCAAUGGUCGGAGGAGUAGGUGGAGAUGUGCAGAUUCUGAACAAAUACGAGUCCUGGGUCUCCUUCCUCAGCAGUGUGAGGUAUUGGAUGGCGUUCAACAUCGAAAGGGCCUGUCAGUCGUAUUUCGGAUGCGUUCAGUGUAUCAGUGGGCCCUUGGGGAUGUACAGGAAUUCCCUGCUUCACGAGUUCCUGGAGGACUGGUACAAUCAGACGUUCAUGGGAAGCCACUGUAGUUUUGGCGACGACCGUCACCUGACCAACCGAGUGCUGAGCCUGGGAUAUGCCACAAAAUACACUGCUCGCUCCAAGUGCUUGACCGAGACGCCCAUCACAUACCUGCGCUGGCUGAAUCAGCAGACCCGCUGGAGUAAAUCGUAUUUUAGAGAAUGGCUUUACAACUCCAUGUGGUUUCACAAGCAUCACCUGUGGAUGACCUACGAGGCGGUCAUCACCGGCUUCUUCCCCUUUUUUCUCAUCGCCACUGCGAUCCAGCUCUUUUACCAGGGCCGGAUCUGGAAUGUUCUUCUGUUCCUGCUCAUUGUCCAGGUGGUGGCGCUCAUCAAGUCCUCCUUUGCUAGUUGCCUCCGUGGAAACAUUGUUAUGGUAUUCAUGUCCUUCUACUCAGUAUUAUACAUGUCAAGUCUUCUACCAGCUAAGAUGUUUGCAAUAGCCACUAUAAACAAAUCCGGUUGGGGGACAUCUGGAAGGAAGACCGUCGUAGUGAAUUUUAUCGGACUCGUUCCGAUCUCGAUCUGGUUCACCAUCCUGUUUGUCGGCAUUAUCUAUACGAUAAUUCAAGAGACGCGAAAGCCUUUUCCGGAGUCUGAAAAGAUCAUUUUAAUAAUCGGAGCAAUCGCGUAUGCAAGCUAUUGGGUCGUGUUCUUGACGUUGUACGUGGUCCUCAUAACAAAGUGUGGCAAACGGAAGAAAGCCCAACAGUAUGACAUGGUUCUCGAUGUAUAGUAUUGUCCCUAUGCCCCUCCCCUUUUCUGCGUUUACAUUACAAAGAAUCUCGGACUGCUUCCUGAAGGCGGGCACUUCACAGGUGACAGGAAGUGACACCGUAAGGAGACUCUAUUGCUGCUGUGACUAGUACGUGGGAUAUUCCUUUGAAGUGAAAAAUGGAAAACGUUUUAAUAAGAUUCAAACUGUUUAUGUGAGCUUUUACACUCUCAAUGUUUUAGUAUUCCACCACCAAAUGACAACUUCUUUGCACUUUCACGUUCACUCUCAUUAUGCAUAAUGCUUGACAUAGAACUUUACGGAACAAAAUACCUCAGUGGUUAUGUUUGCAUUGUGUGAGUGAGACUCAAUUUUCUUAAGUAAUUUAUGAUUUUUUUAACUUUAGUUUGUUUUAUAUAUAUAUAUAUAUAUAAAUAUAUAUAUAAAUAUAUUCUGUAUGUAUACUUUUUUUUUUUAGAUCGAUUCCUAAACUUCAGAGUAUUUUGGUUGUGCUGUACUUUUGUAUUUGCAUAAUGUAUUUUAUUGCCUUUUUAUAUAGACUUGUUUAUUUUAUGCUUAGCCACGAAAGAUUCUCUAUUUUCAUUCAUUUUUAAAUAUGCAGAAAUGCUUUGUGCAUUUAACUGUUGGGACAUUGACUUGUGUAACUGACCAAAAUGUGAAAUUAAGAAGCUGGAUUUGUCUCUGUGAUGACAGCAUUACAAGCCAAAUGUAGGGAUAAGUUAUUAAUUGACAAGAAGGGCAAUGAACUCAUGGUAUUACAGUAAGUGUUAAAUGGGAGAUCCAUCUAUUUAUGCAUUACUUUGGUUUAUAGAUUUGAUUCUUUGCUUAAUGUGUUGUAAUAUGAACUUGUACUGUGCUGUUUUAAUUUGAAUGUUUUAAAUUGUCAAUUGUGUGGCACUGCCACAUAAUUUUGGAAAAAUCAGAGAUAAGAUUGCUUUGCAAAUUCUGUUGUGAGUGAUCCCAGAACAUUUGCACACAAAUGCGUGAUUUUCACGCAGCCAUGUAGUCCAUUAAAGUCCUGAGCAUUUUUUUUUGUCCUGAGCAAACACUCUUUUCAGAGAUGCUAAACCUUCAAUUAAGUGACGCCGUGACUUUCUUUCAAAAUGAAGAUUUGAUUCCCUAGAAAUGUAAUGCUUGACAAAUAUAUAAAUAUAUAUGUAUGAAGAUUAUGUUUUGAAUCAUAUCAAGUCGGUGAAACACAUUGUGUUACGUUACUUUCUGUUGAAAUAAACUAUGGAUUUUAGUUAAUGAUCGUUUUUUAAAUAAAGGAGUAAAGUUGAACGUUUAUUUACUCAAUAUUACGUGACUAAGACAG